AUCUGCUUGGAGAUUACAGUUCAUUAGGUCCAGAAAAUCAGGUUUCAUGUCAGGAACUUCAAACCUGGACCUGAUUGUCAGGGAGACUAAUGUGAAUAGGCAAUACUCAAAACAAUGGUACAUUUCACUACAAAAGGAAUCCGUUUGGUGGAGUAUCUGAAUUCCACUGGUGUUUUAAAUCAUGUCUUCGUAAACAAUGCUAACUGUCACUGUAAGUUUGACUGAAGGAACUUUAAUUCUUAAAUUAAAUUACUUUAAUUCGCUCUUAAAUAUUCUUUCUUGGACCCCCACAAGCCACAAAACGCAUGCCUUAAUUCAUUUCCUAAUUACAUGUAGUAAAAUAUCCGCUAAUUUGUUCAGGUCAUUUUAUUCCUUCCGACUGGAGCAACAACAAAAAAAUUACGGUUUUAUAACAAAAAACACCCCUAAAUGUACAUGCAACAUAAAAUUAUUGGCGAAUUCAUAGUUUGAUACAAUUAUAUGCACAAAACUGCACAUAUACCCAGUAAAAAAUCUGUAUUUUAAGCUAUUUUAUUCAAGCAUGAAAUUCUGAUAUCUGCACAACAAUCUUUCCCUGUGUAAUUUCAUUUCAAUUGCCUUGUUUACCACAAAGGUAUGCAAAGAACCCACUUCUCUGACAUCAAAACCACAGAAAAUUACAGGUGGCUACCCGCCAACUUGCCUUAUUUGCAUGCGAAAGCAGGGUUGUACCAACAAUUGAAAGGAUAUAACAAAAGCUUGUUUGAUGUUGAUUUUCACAUAUUAUGAAGUAGUUAGCUAAUCUAUUCACUUAUGUCUAAAUAACUCUAAUCUUUAAUCUUUGUUUCCAGCUGAAAAUCAAAUUCUUAGCUCUACAAAGCUGAAGUUUUUCAGCUGUACCCCCACCCCUUGAGUGGAACAGUCCAAGAUGAUGUAAUGGAAACCAAACCUGCAGGGUGAAUGCCAGUAUGGUGGCGUAUAGAAACUAACUCAUUGUGGUUAGAAACUGACUCACAAAAUUCCCCUCCCCCACAUUUUGGCCUGGAGAUAUAGGAGGGAAACGGUCGGGGAAGUUUUCACUGCACUGCUAACAACCUGAGGUGGGCUUUACAGUUCAGCUGGGAUUCUGCAUGGUUGCUGAAAUACCAAUCAGUUCAAAGGCGCCCAAAACACAAUGAUGGUGAAAACAUCUCUUCUGCUAUCCAUCCUGCUCCUUUCUGUGGCCAUGAUGUCAGAAGGGAGUGGGGCAACAGUGCCAUCUGUCUGGAGUCAGAGGAACUGCAGCAGGCGGGGUUAUGCCACUGAAGACUGCAGCCACCUCCAUCUGCGGCAUGUACCAAACAAUCUACCACCAUCAACCCAUGUCCUGAUCCUCUCCCACAACAUGCUCACACGUCUAUACAACUCCUCCUUCCAAGGCCUACCCAAUCUAGAAACACUACACCUUGGCUACAACAGCAUCUCUACCAUGUAUGCUGGAGCUUUCAGUGGCCUUCAACAUCUCACCAAACUAACUCUGGAUCGCAAUCAGCUGAGGGUCUCCAAACUGUUCCCCGGUGUUUUCGACAGAAUUACAAACUUAACCACGUUGGAUCUUUCAUACAAUUACUUUGAGGCCAUACCAAGCGAGACCUUUACACAUACAGCCAGACUGGAGAGCCUGAACCUCACCCAUAACUUACUGACGUCUCUGGAUGGUACAAGCUUUGCAACAAUGCCGAAUAGGACGCUCCACGUUUUAAAUCUGUCGGAAAAUAAUUUGGAGACGAUCACAGUAGAUGCCUUCCAGCCACUGAGGAAGAUCAGGCAUCUUGUGCUGGAUAAAGCGAUUAAGGGAGAGAUGCUGCUUCGCGACCUUUGCACCGCUCUCGGGAAAACGGAAGUCACCUCUCUUUCCGCACGCUGGAUCGAUCUAACGACGCUAAAGCAGACAACCCUGCAGCCAUUGGGCAAUUCUUCCACUCAAACACUGGACCUUUCAAACAACGCACUGACAGAGCUUCCUGACAAUGUCUUUGCUACAUUAGCUUCCUUAAAAACUCUUCUGUUACAGAACAACAAGAUAUUUCAUAUCAGUUCACAGGCCUUCUAUGGACUUCAGAGUAUUGUAACCCUGAAUAUGAAGAACAACACCAGUACCCCAAAGGUAAUCAAAUCCUCCAUGUUUGAAGGUUUUGUGGAAGGGAAACUAACCCAUCUAAACCUUCGACAGAACAACAUUCAAAAGAUCUCCAGACAAAGCUUCCAACAUUGUUCAUCUCUCACAACAUUGGACCUAUCACACAACACCAUGGACCAGAGAAUCUAUGGUGAGGAGUUUGCUGGACUUCCCAACCUUCAGGAUUUGUUCCUGAGUGACAACAAGAACAUACUUUUGACAGGGGAUUCUUUUAAAUAUGUACCGACUUUGAAAAACCUACUAAUGAGUAGAGUACAGCAUAAGUUUCGACACAUCGCGGCCGAGCCGUCCCCAUUUCAAUACCUGAACCAAUUGACUUGGCUCGACUUGAGUCAUAAUAACAUGGAUUACAUUGAAAAUGGAGCUUUCACGAACUUGACAUCUCUAAAGGAACUUUCCUUGAACAACAACAACCUGUACAGGCUUUGGGAACCGGGAACCACCGUCUUGUUUCUUGAAGGUCUGACGAAUCUGAACACAAUUUUUCUGUCCAGGAAUGGUUUCCGUCAAAUCCACAAAGAUGCCUUCAAGAACCUUACACUCCUGAACAAUCUCUACCUGAGUUACAACAAGAUUAGCAUCUUACCUGAUAACCUUUUCCAAAGUUCCACAAAGCUGUCCACUCUAGAUCUUAGGAACAACUCCAUAACAGUCAUCAACGAGACUGUGUUUCAUCCCUUUUUGUCGUCCCUGAAGAGAAUGUACCUCGCUGGAAAUCCGCUAUACUGCACGUGUGAAAUGGCGUGGUUUCGGGACUGGCUUAACAGCACAAAAGCAGACGUCGGUAACCUUACCCGUGACGUUCUCUGCUCCUAUCCCCUCAAACUCAACAAGAAGUCCAUUCUGAACUUUGACACGCAGGUCUGCAGAGUAAACUGGGAACAUGUGUCACAUGUUACCAUGAUAGUAACGACCACCUCCAUUUCUCUUUACAUGAUGCUAGCCCUUCUCUUCAGAAACCAUUUCCACUUCUAUAUCGAGUACACAUGGCACCUUCUACGAGCUAAGAUUCAACGACCCCGCAAAAUUCCAAAUGGCGUAAAGAAGUACGACGCCUUUAUUUCCUACUGUAGCAAGGACACCAGAAAAUGGGUCCGAGAACGUCUGAUAAAAAAACUCGAGGAAGAAGGACAGCCAAAAUUCAAACUCUGUAUUCAUGAGAGAGACUUCCCAGCCGGAGCGCCCAUCAUUGAGAACAUUAUAGACAGUAUUGAAUCCAGCAGGAAGACUGUCUGUCUCAUCACUAAGAACUUUCUCAAUAGCGGAUGGUGUAAACAGGAGUUUUAUCUGGCGCAGCUCGGCUUGUUCGAAGACAAAGAUGACUCGCUGAUCCUGGUAGUCAUGGAGGAUAUUCCUGACUACUGUCUGACCCGCUAUGCCCGACUCCGCCGCUUCAUGUGUCGAAACACGUACCUAGAAUGGUCCGAGAAUCCAAAUACGCAGCCACUGUUCUGGCAGAGGUUACGUAAUGCUCUGAACACAGACAACAGACCACAAAGGUGCACCAGAUAUGGGGCCAUUGUUGUGGAAGAUGAGAUGGACUGAUAUGAUAUCAAA
Branchiostoma floridae (Florida lancelet) is the source of this 3715-nucleotide messenger RNA. RefSeq names its product toll-like receptor 3. The transcript has 2 exons. Gene Ontology annotation, biological process: inflammatory response; immune response; toll-like receptor signaling pathway. Gene Ontology annotation, molecular function: transmembrane signaling receptor activity; protein binding. Gene Ontology annotation, cellular component: membrane. NCBI's taxonomy places the organism in Eukaryota, Metazoa, Chordata, Leptocardii, Amphioxiformes, Branchiostomatidae. The coding region runs from base 1154 to 3703 and encodes 849 amino acids. The record is from RefSeq and is a predicted model, not a curated record.